AUGCUGGCAAUCAGUAUAUGGUCCGUCUCAGUAUGCCUUGGUGCAUAUGCAGCACCUUCUUCCGAUGCAUCACUGUACCAGAGCAAACUACGGGUGGCAGGUAACAUACGAUCGGCCAUGCUGGCUUCUAUCAGGACUAGUUGGGAGCAAGGAACCGCAGCAGGCGCCAUACUCGAAUUCGACGACCCAAAGUACUCCGUCUUCGGAUCUUCCCCAUUCGUUUCUGAUGGAACAUUCCCCCUCUCGACUCUGCAGCUGGCGUAUAGCGCUGCUGUACGGCAAAGUCCUGACGGUCGCCUCAGUCAGGAAAUUGGUGAUGCACUAGAUGGUGCUGCGUUAGAUGGUGCCUCCGCCGGCUCUGCAGUCCUGUUGGGCAGUUUGACCGAUGGAUCUCGGCAAGACUAUUGGCUGAACGCGGCUAAGGCCCAACUAAAUUUCAUACUCAACGUAGCUCCUCGUACCUCUACUGGAGCUAUUUCCCAUCGUAUCGACACGCGUCAAUAUUGGGCAGAUGGUGUCUAUAUGGGGUUCCCCUUCAUUGCAUACUUUGGGGCAGUCACCAAUAAUGCAACUCUUCUCCAGAUCGCAUAUGAUCAAUGCCGGUUGUACCGUGAUGCUCUGAUUCUAGACGGUCCCACUGGAAAACUCUGGGGACAUAUUUACUCCGACGAUAAUGGAACGUGGAUAGAUGAAGGUAUCUGGGGAACUGGUAAUGCGUGGGCAGCACUUGGCAUGCUGCGCGUUGCUGUGACGAUUCAAAAGUCUGAGCACUCUGCAAGGAUGACGUCACAGAUUACUUGUCUUAUCUCGUGGAUUAAGGAAAUUCUGGACGGCGAGUUUGCUGCCCUGAGAUCAGACGAUUUGAUCCCGAACUAUAUCACCGGGGGUCCGUCCUUUUCUGACGCAGCCUCUUCGGCUGCACUAGCCUCGGUGGCAUAUCGGGUCGCACACCUAUUCCCCCAGGAAUUCGGCACAAACUACACGCAUGUGGCUACGAAAAUACGAGAUGCCGUUGUGGGCAAUAUCACGAACCUCGGUAUCAUGCAGCCAAUUGCGAAUCCCUUGCCAGAUCCCUUUCCAUAUUGGAAUGAAACAGGAUUGCUCAGUACAGAAUCGCAAGCAUUCGGACUGAUGAUGCUUUCGGCUUGGAGAGACUGGAUUGGUGUUUGA
This is a messenger RNA of Suillus bovinus, 1170 nucleotides long. RefSeq names its product Six-hairpin glycosidase-like protein. NCBI's taxonomy places the organism in Eukaryota, Fungi, Basidiomycota, Agaricomycetes, Boletales, Suillaceae. Gene Ontology annotation, biological process: carbohydrate metabolic process. The transcript has 7 exons. Bases 1 to 1170 code for a protein of 389 amino acids. The record is from RefSeq and is a predicted model, not a curated record.